AUGGAGGAAGAGACGCUUAAAAGAUUCUCAUCUUCUAUCAAGGAAGAGCUUGCUACACUAUUAUCUCAUGAUACAUGGCCGCCUGAUCCUGCUGCUAGGCCUAAACUAUCUGGCCAAUUCAAAAACAUUGGAGGUCAUCAAACAAUGGAAUUGUUGGAAGCAGAUUUUACAGAGGAGGAAGUCAGAAAUGUUAUCAAGAAUAGUGAUGCUCUAAUCCCAAAAGUCGAUAGCCCAUCAAGCUUGAGGGAUUAUAGGCCCAUAAGUCUCAUUGGAUCCUUGUACAAAAUUUUGGCUAAAGUCUUAGCAAAUAGGAUGAAACAAGUGAUGCCAAGGAUUAUUAGUGAGUCUCAAUCCGCAUUUCUUGGAGAUAGGAAUAUCCUAGAUAGAAUCCUCAUUGCCAAUGAGAUUGUUGAUGGGUGGAGAAAAUCGAACAAGAAAGGUUUGGUGUUGAAACUAGAUUUUGAGAAGGCCUAUGAUUCAGUCAAUUGGGAAUUCUUAUUUAAUAUGUUAUCUAAUUUUGGAUUUGGUGAUAGAUGGGUGAGAUGGAUGAAAACUUGCGUAACCUCCACUAAAGUGUCAGUUUUAGUGAAUGGUUCACCUACUGGGGAAUUUUGUCCUCAGAGGGGUCUAAGGCAAGGUAACCCAUUGCCUCCUUUCCUUUUCAAUAUUGUGGCUGAAGGGUUGAAUAUCUUGUUGGUAAGGGCUAAGGAAAUGAGCUUGAUAAAAGGGGCCACCAUCAGGAAUAAUGGGUUAACAGUAACGCAUCUGCAAUUUGCAGAUGAUACAAUAUUGUUUUGCGAAGCUGAGUGGGUGGAAGUGGUGACCAUCAAACGAAUUUUGAGAUGUUUUGAAAUUUUCUCAGGGUUGAAAAUUAAUUACCAUAAGAGUGUGAUUGCUGGUAUUGGAGUGGAUGAAGUGUUGUUGCAGAGUUUUGCCUUUAGAUUAAAUUGUGCCCAUCAGAGGCUACCUUUUAAGUAUCUAGGUCUACUUCUAGGGGCUAAUCCUGUGGGGGUGGCAAAAGCGAUUGAUAAUAUUCAAGCAAACUUUCUUUGGAGGGGAUCCGACCUUAGAAGGAAAGUCCACAUGUACCUUGCAAACUCAGCAAUUGAGUUGGGGAAUGGUAGGAGAACCCUUUUUUGGCUAGAUAAAUGGGCUUGGGAGUUGAGCUUUAAAGAGGAAUUCCCCAGACUUUUCUCUCUGUUUACUAAUAAAAUAGGAGUAGUGUCUGAUUUUUACAACAGGAGUGGAGGGUUUCAGGUAUGGAAUUUGGAAUUCAGGAGAACUCUAUUGGCAUGGAAAGAGGAGGAGGUUAGUAGAAUUCAUUCAUUCUUUAUGAAUGCUCCAGCAAUGAGGGUCACUAAACAAGAUGCUUGGAAGUGGAAGGCUGAUCCAUCUGGGUUGUUUUCUGUUGCAUCAAUGUACAAAAGUUAUGAACUCUCCUUGGGUCCUGUUAGGAAAAUGGCAGAGGUGGUCUGGAAUAAUUGUGGCCCACCUAAAGUCAAAUUUUUAGGGUGGUUGGCUUGGCAAGGCAAGGUGAAAACCUCUAGCUUCCUACAGCACAUUGGGAUCUUAGCUGCUUCUACCAAUGUGGGUUGUGUUUUCUGUCAAGCUGAGGUGGAAUCUGUUAAUCAUAUCUUGUUAUUCUGUCCUUUUGUCUAG
This is a messenger RNA of Camellia sinensis, 1659 nucleotides long. The record is from RefSeq and is a predicted model, not a curated record. Lineage: Eukaryota; Viridiplantae; Streptophyta; Magnoliopsida; Ericales; Theaceae.